This is a messenger RNA of Helianthus annuus (common sunflower), 1754 nucleotides long. Its product is annotated as protein IQ-DOMAIN 1. The record is from RefSeq and is a predicted model, not a curated record. Gene Ontology annotation, molecular function: protein binding. Bases 252 to 1586 code for a protein of 444 amino acids. The transcript is spliced from 6 exons. Lineage: Eukaryota; Viridiplantae; Streptophyta; Magnoliopsida; Asterales; Asteraceae.
AAGCGGAUGAAAUGCGUAAACCCUCGUCCUGACAAAUUCGAACCCAGGACUAUAGCCCAGACUUUUUAACCACUCUACCCAUCUCCCUCUUUAAUCAACUGUCUCUGCCAUCUCUCUCUCUCUCUCUCUCUCUCUGUUCAUACUUGAAACAAAAACUCACGAGAUCUGUAACAACACUCUCUCCUACACCAACUGAUUCCUUUUUCCAAUUCACACAAAAAAUCAAAACUUUCAGAUGAAUUGACCAGCAAAUGGGGAAGAAAAGUAGUUGGUUGUCUGCAGUUAAGAAAGCUCUAAGCCCAUCUGAAUCCAAAGAGAAGAAAGACAAGAAAUCCGAUAAAAAGAGUUCUAAGAAAUAUUGGUUUGGAAAGCAAAGGGGAUUGGAUCAAGAUUUCUCACAAACAGAAACUAGAUUAGUAGACCAUGUUGUUAUUUCUCCUCCCACAGAGACGAAACUCUCGAAAGCCGAGAAUGAACAGACCAAACACGCGUAUUCAGUAGCCUAUGCCACCGCUGUGGCGGCAGAAGCAGCAGUAGCUGCGGCUCAUGCCGCUGCUGAGGUGGUUCGCUUGACGGCCACAACACGCUUACCGGGCAUAUCAACUGAAGAAAUUGCAGCCAUAAAGAUCCAGGCAGCUUAUCGCGGGCACUUGGCGAGGAGGGCGGUGCGUGCUGUGAGAGGGCUCGGGCGGUUGAAGUCAUUGAUUCAAGGUCAAUCGGUCAAACGCCAAGCAAUCUCAACCUUGAAAUGUAUGCAAACAUUGGCUCGUGUACAGUCUCAGGUUCGUUCCAGGCGCAUUCUUAUGUCUGAGGAGAACCGAGCUCUCCAACAACAACUUCUUUUGAAACAUGAGAAAGAGCUCAACAACAUUAGAUCCUCUUUAGGAAACACAUGGGAUGACAGUAGAAAAUCUAAAGAAGAAACUGAAGCUAGUUUACAAAGCAAACAAGAGGCUGCUAUACGUAGAGAAAGAGCAUUGGCAUAUGCACAUACUCAUCAGCAAAUGUGGAAGAACUCUACAAAGUAUCCAGAUCCAACUUUUCUGGACCCGAACAAUCCUCACUGGGGGUGGAGUUGGCUAGAACGUUGGAUGGCCGCCAAGCCCUGGGAAACUCAAAUCAUACCCGCAAAAGAACCAUCGGUCGGAUCAGAAAUGGGUAAACGGGUCAGCCGCCCGCCUAGUCGCCAAUCACCCUCAACACCGCCCUCCAGGGCUCCAUCAUCAAGUUCGCGGGUCAGGCCCGAAACCCCAAGGGGAAGCGUGGAUGGCGACUCCACAAGCUUCUACAGCGUGCAAUCAGACCGUAACAGACGACAGAGCCGGGCUAGUUCGGUGUGUGAUAACGAGAGCCUUGACUCGUCUCCUGCGGUUCCUAGUUACAUGGCUUCAACAAUGUCGGCUAAGGCUAGGUCCCGAAUGGCUAGUCCUGUUCAUAGUCCAAGCCCGUUAGGGUCGGGAAGGAAAGGUUCGUCAGAAAAGGGUUCGAUGGCUGGGUCAGCCAAGAAGCGGCUUUCAUUUUCGGGUUCACCGGCUCGAACCGCGAAAAGGUUCAAUGAGCCAUUGAUGAUGGUUUCAAAUUCAUAAGGUGUUUUGUGUUGUUGUUUGUGUGUUGGAGUGAUUGUUUAGUUUGCUUUUAGUCAUUUUGUGGUUUGUUAGUUAUGAGUUGUAUGUAUUUAGAGUUAAUGUUUUUGCAUUGUUUUGUUUUGUAUAAGUGUUUGAUUGAUUAGUUUGGACCAUAUCUUUGUUUGAUUC